Messenger RNA from Naumovozyma castellii, 480 nucleotides. RefSeq names its product peptide-methionine (R)-S-oxide reductase (gene MXR2). The coding region runs from base 1 to 480 and encodes 159 amino acids. Lineage: Eukaryota; Fungi; Ascomycota; Saccharomycetes; Saccharomycetales; Saccharomycetaceae. The record is from RefSeq and is a predicted model, not a curated record. The transcript has a single exon.
AUGUUAAAAAUUGUAAGAAACAGCUCUAAAGCACUCUCUAUCUUUACUACUCGUCAUAUAUCAAGUACAAGGUUUGUAAUGUCCUCUAAUAAUACGUCAUGGAACCCUUCACUAAGCAAAGAACAACUAGCCGUCCUUAGAGACAAAGGUACUGAACCUGCCAAUUCUGGGAAAUACUUGCAUAAUAAGGAGACUGGCGUUUACACAUGCGCUAAUUGUGGGAACGCUCUUUAUAAGAGUGAUACCAAGUUUGAUUCUCAGUGUGGAUGGCCCUCCUUUUACAAAGAAUUCAAUAAGGAUUCGUUAAAGUACAAUGAGGAUGUUAGUCAUGGGAUGCAGAGAAUUGAGGUAACUUGUCAAAAGUGCGGUGGCCAUUUGGGUCACGUCUUUAAAGGAGAAGGUUGGACCAAGUCAUUGGGACUCCCCAUUGAUGAAAGGCAUUGUAUCAACAGUUUAUCAUUAAAUUUCAAGAAGGUUUGA